UUCCUCUCUGGCAUUCUUCCUCUUCUCCUUCCAAGUUCACGGAAACUCAAUCAUCCUGCCUGCCUUGCCAAGUAUGCCUACUACUGAAUGACCUCCCUCUGCCAGCCAUCUGGUUUUUACAGGCCUCCCAGUUCACUAUGCUGCCAUUGUUACUGAAGGAUGGUCUGUUGGUGCCGUACGUGGUCACCUCCCUGGCCUUCCUGUUCGUCAGCGUAUACCUGCUUUUCCGCCUGGAGCAUUGCUCAGAAGACGAGCUGCGUCUGGGGCCCUACCACCGCCCCAUCCGUAUGCCCAGCAUGGACCUCGGGAAGGGUCACCAAGUGGAAAGCAACCUCCGAGACGUCUCUCCGCCUCACGACUGACAGCUUGGGUUCUAUAUUCAUCAACCGGCCAUCUCCGAGGAAGAGGAGAGAGUAGCUAUUCCAGUUGCCGUCGGUAACCUACAGGAGGAUAUCAGAGAGGAAAACAUGAGCGUAACCCUGCUGUCUGUCACACAGUAAUAUCACCACGUUGAGAUAAAGUUGUAAGCUCUAUUAUACUCUUGAGKUUUUUUUUAACCUUUUAUAAGGCCAUUAAUGAUUUCAUAAAAUCAGAGGAGCUGCCAGACAAUACCUGUAGAGAACAAAAUGUUAUUAGAUACUACUUCACAUUUAGAGAUUAAAUACAGUUACUGCUUUCAGAGGAAAAUUACAAUUGACACUGCAACUCACAUCCCAAACGGACAAAUCUGAGGGCCCAAGUGGUUGGAUUUAGCAGCGAGAUAAAUAUCUUCAUUUUUAGUUUUUAAAUACUCACCUAAUUGACUACAGUUUUUACAAUAAAAUCAAAUCAUAAUUCUCUUUCACUGGAGAAUUGGAAAAUACAACGACUUAGUCUGUGUCAGAAAUCAUGUCUGAAGGAGUGCGUAGUCUGAAGCCUCUGGGGGGCGAUCGAACUAAAGGCUGCAGCUCUGCAGCCAGGCUUAAGUUUCACUAAAAUAGCCUCUAAAAUAAUAUACAGCUCUGCUCGUUUUUGCAGCUGUGUUUAAUCAAAAAGCAUAAAACUCCUCCCAAACAGGUGGCAUGGGUCUGAGGAGGAGGAGAGAGGAUUGAUGUGGCAGAUAGUGGUGAAGCCUGGGCCUUAUCCCUGGCCCUGGAACACCAGCCCAUCUCAUCGCUUUUAUUACAUUUAAGGAAUCCUUUCUUUAAUACACCCCAUUACUGCUGACAUACAAAUCUUCCCCAACAUGGACCCAUCUAUGGCCUGAUCAAUUUUUAUACUGCUGAGCCGUCCCCUUCUCAUUUUGUCAUCUGAAAAUUCAUAUUAUAUAGGGUUUUCUUAUGGGAAAAUGGCAGUAAAAAUCGGUUACUGCCCAGAAGAUGUCCACACGUUGGUGGGUUGCCCGUGACUAAAUAUUUCUGAGAAACUAAAAUGUGUUUCUGUAGUAAGCAGAACUGUUUAAAUGUUAUUUAUUUCUAUCCUCCUAAGAAAAUAUAUUGUGAAGUGCAACAUCGAUUUUGAACAUAACAAAGUCUCUGUAUGGGUUGGAGGGGGAGAAUUUAUUCAUCCUUUGCACAACUCCUUUAAUUGAAUUUUCCAAAUCUAACCACACACAAAUAAUCAAUACCUUCUGCUGAGGGGAACUUAUCUCACAAUGAUUAUGGCCUUCUCUUUUCAAUUAUGUAGUUAUCAGCACAUACAGUACAGGCAGGUGUCCUUCCUCCUGGUGUAUUUGUUAAAGACUAGGCAAAGCCUGAAUGCUCACGAAAAGUGACUUCUCCAGAAUGCUUACGAAACUUUCUUUAACCUGAAAAGAAUGGCCGUAAGCGCUUCUCAACACCACGGCCGGGCACUUUGAAGAAAGAAUAUAAAGUGAAGUGAAGUGGCUUCAGAGGUUUGGCCAUCAAUGCUCAAAUAUCCUUGUCGAUUGACUCAGCUGCCUUGGCAGUAUGUAUGUCCUGCCCUGGCACUGAGCUGCUUGAGGCUUUGCUUGGCCCCUAAGACAGUGUCAGGGUUACAGUCCAGAUCUAAGAGCUUGUGUCAUCUCCACACGGCUCAGGUAACACCGAGGUGACUCUUCGUCUCCAGGGCUGGCUAGGGUUCUCUGUAACACUGUAGAUAUACACUGAGUAUAUCAAACAUAUACUUAUUCCUAAUAUUGAGUUG
Salvelinus sp. IW2-2015 is the source of this 2145-nucleotide messenger RNA. RefSeq names its product dolichyl pyrophosphate Man9GlcNAc2 alpha-1,3-glucosyltransferase-like. NCBI's taxonomy places the organism in Eukaryota, Metazoa, Chordata, Actinopteri, Salmoniformes, Salmonidae. The record is from RefSeq and is a predicted model, not a curated record.